CCUGUGUAUGUAUUCCUGGAGAGCUAUGCAUUUCUGUUUAGGAAAAUUAGUCAGCUUAGAGUGACGUGGUGAAGACUGGACUGAUGAGUGCACCGCCUGAUCUUCAGAAAUGAUAAAAUGACUCAUGAGGAUUACUUCUCUGGCAGUAGCUCCCUGGUGCCCAGCGGCACAAUGGAGGACAGUGAGCCCCUGUUGGCUGUGAGGUCAAAGGUUAUGUUGCUAAAUGGUGUGGGCCCACACACAACAAGCCUGGAGUCAGAGAUGGUGGACAACUUCAGACGGCGGCUAAAAUACUUCUUUAUGAACCCCUGUGAGAAAUACAGAGCCAGGGGUCGCAAACCUUGGAAACUGAUGCUCCAAAUACUUAAAAUUGCGAUCAUAACAGCUCAGUUAGUCUCGUUUGGUUUGAGCAACGAAAUGAUGGUGACAUUCAAAGAUGAAAACCUGAUGGCGUUCAAACAUCUGUUUCUCAAAGGGUACACGAAUCAAAAGCUGGGACACUACGCCCUGUACACAAAGACAGAUUUGUAUGAUCACAUCUACUACAUUAUAGACAGGUAUAUGAAUCUCCAUAAGCUGACGGUGGGCAACCAUGCGUAUGAGCGGAUGAAUGGUCAGUACACUCCUCUGACGGUGUGUCAAGAGUUCUACAGAAACUGCAGCAUCUAUCCUGGAAACGACAGCUUUGACAUUGAUCCGCAUGUUGAUCAAGACUGUAUUUCUGUACAACCUAUGCAGACCCUGGACAACAGCAGUUCGUCAACACUUGUGAACAUCUCUCUGGAAUUCAACAGGCUGCUCUCUGUGACAACUUACCUCACCCUAAAGACUAUCAAUCUGCAGACUGUACGCCAUCACGAGCUACCGGACUGUUACGACUUCCAUAUAACGAUAAUGUUUGACAAUCGCGCACAGAGCGGUAUGAUAAAGAUUGAAGUUGAAAAUGAUGUGAGAAUUUAUGAAUGCAGUGACUGGAAUGUGGAAGGCACGUCUGGGAAGACCGAUUACCUGCUCUUGACGUUUGAUUCUCUGGUGAUUGUUGCCUGCUUCACCUCUCUCAUCCUCUGCACACGAUCUGUCGUCAGCGGAAUUCAACUCCAGUCGGAGUUCACUAUAUUCUUCCAUGAAUACUACAAUAACAUUGUGAGCUGGUCCGAUCGCAUGGAAUUCGUGAAUGGCUGGUAUAUCCUGAUCAUUGUGAGCGACAUGCUGACGAUCACUGGGUCGGCACUCAAAAUCGGAAUCCAGACAAAGUACCUGACAAACUAUGAUGUCUGUAGCAUUUUACUUGGAACGGCCACAAUGCUCGUCUGGAUUGGGGUGGUUCGUUACUUGGGUUUCUUCAAGAAAUAUAAUAUCCUGAUCUUAACCCUAAGGGCAUCAUUCCCAAAUGUAAUCCGAUUUUGCUGCUGUGCAGCCAUGAUCUACCUUGGAUAUUGCUUCUGUGGUUGGAUUGUACUUGGACCUUACCAUGAUAAAUUCCGAUCACUAGAUAAGGUGACAGAGUCCCUCUUCUCUCUGCUCAACGGGGAUGAUAUGUUUGCCACUUUCCUGAAUCUGAGAUACAAGAGCUACAUGGUGUGGUUUUUCAGCAGGCUGUACCUCUACUCCUUCAUCUCACUCUUCAUCUAUAUGGUGCUCAGCCUCUUCAUCGCUGUCAUCACAGACACCUAUGAGACCAUCAAGAGAAGCCAGCAAGAUAAGGCACCAGUGUCCCAACUCCAAAGCUUCAUAGCAGAGUGCACGGACCAGCCCGAGUCCGGACGCUACCAGAGUGAAGAAGAACCAGCUUCAUGCUGUUCAUCACCAUGUUCCUGUUUCAGAUGAAAUCAGAAGGCUCUGUCUAAAAUUUGUUCUUAUUAUUUGCAUGGAGCAUUCUCUUACAAGGAGUGGAAAGUGCAGCAAGAACAACAGCAAUCAGAGAUUUCUGACGUCCACCAAUCCGGAUCCGGAUCACCUCCAAAAUUCAGUGGAGUCUUCCUUGCCCUAAUAUCUAUUUGUGGUGCAAUUUGGUGAGAAUACAUGAAGUAGUUUUGACAUAACCCUUCAAAGCGUAUAUAAAGUGAAAUCUUGAUCUAGAAUCUGGAUCCAGAUCCGGAUCACCUCCAAAAUUUAAUGGAGUCUUCCAUGGCUUAAUACAUGCCCAAGGUGAAAAUUUGGAGAGAAUACGUACAGUCAUUUUGAGAUACUCCUGCUAACAGUAAUCCUUCAAAGCCUAUUUGAAGUGAAACUUGAUCCAGAACUGAGAUCCAGAUCCGGAUCACCUCCAAAAUUCAAUGGAGUCUUCCUUUGUCUAAUAUCUGUCUGUGGUGAAAAGUUUGUCAAAAUUUGUGUAGUAGUUUUAAUGUAAUCUUGCUAAAAGACAUAUGGACAGCCAGACAAAUAAGUAUAUAAGUAAACGCCAAUGAUUUUAUUACAUCCUUGGUGGAUGUAAUUAUGUGACUUAACAUGGCACUUAAAUAAGAUUUUUAUGUACAGUGCUAGUAUAAAACCUUUCUUUUGAUGAAUGGAAUGGCUCAAAAUGUUAUGGUGAAUGGAAUAAUUUCAACACUUGAAUAUGCACUACCAUCAGUUUUGAUUGCGUUAAAAAGUUUAUUUCCAUUAAGGUGAAUUGUAGUGAUUUGGUUUAACUCCUCUGUGAGUUGUAUAUCUAUCUAUCUAUCUUUCUAUCUAUCUAUCUUAGUACUGUCAAUUGAUUAAAAUUUUUAAUUGUGAUUAAUUACACGAUUGUCCAUAAUAAAUGAGUGAUUAAUU
Molecule: messenger RNA, 2754 nt
Organism: Thalassophryne amazonica
Lineage: Eukaryota; Metazoa; Chordata; Actinopteri; Batrachoidiformes; Batrachoididae
Product: mucolipin-3-like
Exons: 13
Coding region: 118-1827 (569 amino acids)
Cellular component (GO): lysosomal membrane; plasma membrane
Molecular function (GO): NAADP-sensitive calcium-release channel activity
Source: RefSeq, a predicted model, not a curated record